Fonsecaea erecta is the source of this 6537-nucleotide messenger RNA. RefSeq lists its product as hypothetical. Gene Ontology annotation, biological process: double-strand break repair via homologous recombination; replication fork processing. The transcript has 3 exons. Gene Ontology annotation, cellular component: Cul8-RING ubiquitin ligase complex; nucleus. NCBI's taxonomy places the organism in Eukaryota, Fungi, Ascomycota, Eurotiomycetes, Chaetothyriales, Herpotrichiellaceae. The record is from RefSeq and is a predicted model, not a curated record. Bases 1 to 6537 code for a protein of 2178 amino acids.
AUGGCAAACUGGAGGGAGCGUGGCUACGUGCCAGACUCUGACGACGACGAAGAGGAAGACCCCAGAAACGACAGACCCAGCAUCGACUGUGCGGACGGGACAACUUUUGAGACGACGCUAGCCGAUGUGCAGGCUGCGAAGGACUUCGACAGCCCCUGCCCCGGUGACAACAGUCCAACAAAGCAAAAUGAUAACGUUUCCGACGAGCAUGAUGCCAGUCCCCUUCUUCAACCAGAUCGCACAGGCAGGUUGACGCAUGAUGAUGCUCAAAUUGGCCACUCGAGAUUGUCGCAGACCUCUGACACCCAUUUGAAUUCAACGGCUGCCAAGCUCGAAGCUGAAAUACAGAAAGGUCUGCAGACAGUGCAAGAUGUCCUUUGCUCUGUGGUCCCAGGUUUCGACAGUGACACCGACAGUCCUCUUUCUUCAGUUCCCUCCUCGGUGCAUACUUCACCACAGAAAAAACAGUCAGGGCAAUCACGACCAGCUGUUCUUCCCGAGGUAGUGACCUCUCAGAUCUUUGAAAAUGAUGGACUGUCGCUGGACUCAUCUGCCGACGCCUUACGAAGGCGGUCAUUCCGACCUCGUGCCCCAAUCCAGCUUCAUCCCUACGCAAUCGAAGAUGCCAGGUAUAGACAAACUUGGAGAGAUCGGGGCUUGCACCCUGUUCGCGCUCCAGAUCCGCCUUCACAUCUGCGAGAAAGCGCCAAGGACGAUUCCCAAGGCACCACUGCAUAUGAGAGCAGCCAAGUGGACCAUUCCGACAGUCAAGUUCCACGCUCAGGCCCUGCUGAUGAUGUAGGGUAUGGUGAUUCCACGGAAGCCGGAGAUGAUGAAUCCCAAAGUCCAAUACGCGGGACACGUCUCCGUGUAUCGUCUCCUGUGUCUGGUUCCGAGGAUGAUCUUCCGGACUUGUCAGCUCUCCUCAAUACCAGAACCGCAACCUCAUAUAUAUCAAGACUGAAGCGGCCUAAGUCUGCGUUGGUACCACGACGCCGAAUUGAGAUUGGCAGGUCCCGUAUCGACGAGCUUCCCGACGGCGGCCAAGCUCACAGAAAGUCAUCUUCCAAAGAAGAUGGCGUGAGUUCCAUGAUUCCGCCUUCCCCGCCUCGAUCUGGUGAUGGACCGUCUUCGCAAACGGGCGAGGCGGACAACAAUCUGGGGCCAUCAACUGGAAGCCGCACACCCGUCGUGCUCCCAACUCCCGUGGUCUCCUCAGAUAUGCAGACUUCGAAGAGGACGUUCAGCGAAACCCUCGAUUUUUCUGAUUCAGAAACUGAUGCCAUCAGUAUCAGUGACGAUUCAGCUGGGCCUCCUGAAUUAGAAGAGCGCUUGAAUGAUAGGUUCCAGGCCGUACGACAAAUACAACGCAAGAUUAAAGGAGUUCUGCCAGCAUCCUGGCUGAAGCUGGACAUGAAGAAGCAACGAAAGGACACCCAUGCUACUCGAAUUCAAGCCCAAUCUCCUCUCAAGGGUGCUUUGGAGAAGGGGAUAGCGCAACGUAUCUCAUCCGCCGGGAGGAGAGCCAGAGAUAAGAUUGUGAGUGUUGAUGCCUCUGACCUGGGAGAAUCAUCAGAAAGCGAGUCCACUACCUCCGUCAACGAUGAGAUGAACGGGAUUGAGUAUCAGGACGCGGAUGCCUUUGGGGACGAUGUUAUGGAAGACAAUGCCGUCGAUGCCAUGCUGGCUCCCCAAUCGAGAAGGUCGUACACCGGAAAAAGACAGCAGCGAUUGAAAGGUGUUUGGCUCAAGCAGAAUACCCUUGAGGCCAACAGGACUCUUCCUCGUCAAGGGCCCUCCUCUCGCCGUCCGAGGACAGCUGUUUCCUCUUUGUCGAACAAUAGGGCGCGGCCGCGUAAGAAGAUCAAACGCACGCACAGAAAACCGCAGAUGACGAUAUUGGACGCUCCUGGUUUCAAAGACAGGGAUGUGCCACGAUUUCUAAGAAUUGCGUCCAGACGCAUUGUGCAUCAAAGAUCAGCACGAAACCAAGACCCUUCCAUGAAGGUUUUCAAGUUGGCGACAAUGAGAGAUACUGAAGAUGUGAAUGAAGCGGUAAGAAAUUGGAGACGUGAUCAUCGUCAAGUACAUCAUUCUGUCAAACCCGACGAUGCUAUCAACAGCAGGACUUUCUUAACGACUCAGCGACCCAAUCUGGACGAAGUAGUGCUUGGGAUUUCUGCCGCUCCAACACGUCCUUCACACGACAAUAUUCAUCGUCCUGACACGCACCUCGAUUUCUUGAAAAGAAACACCAACACCACCCUCGAACGCAUUCGCAAUCAUCAAAGUCAGAGUGCCCAGUUAAGAAGCGAAUCAAUUGGUCUGUUUGCGGGUCGUCCUUCUGCAAUUCUCGACUAUUUCAAGCCUCGAGCUUCGCGUCGCGGCCAUCUCAGCUCGCGUCAGAAAGUUCCACUUGUUGAGCACAACACCCACAACCUCGAAGGCCCAGCCCUUGCAUCCUCCAAUCCUUUCAUAGUCCAAAAACGUGUGCCCAAGGGGGCACAACCAAGACAAAAGCGACUCCAUCAGAAACUCCCACAGAAAACAUCUACAAAGGCUUCAGCUCAGACAUCUUUCCCAAUGUCUCGACCUGCAGAGAAGCGAGGUUUCUCUCCGCCCUCUCCAACACUUCCUCCAUUGCGUCCAGUGAAGAAGCAACGUCCCAUCUCGCUCGGCACGCGCUACGCCAAUGAUACCGAUCCAAAUGAUGUCUUAUGCCUUCAGAGUCUCAAACUAGAAGAUGACAACGACACCAUCUCCUGUGCGAUUCAAUAUCCUCCAGGAUCAGGCUCAUUAGCGAAUAUUGAAAUGCCCUCUAACUCUCCACCUGUCUGCAUUCGUCUCCUGGACGCCAUAAAGUCCUCUAUGGCUGAUACCACUCGUCUGUUUCGACCAGGAUCGGCCUACAACACUAUCAACAUCAUCACUGCACCUAAAUCUCGCCGCACUCUCCAUUCUAAUGGUUGGUCCAGAGACGUCGAAGACAUCAUUCGAGAUGCUUUUACAGAAAUCUUCGAGGUCACCUGUGGCGACGCGACGACACUUGGAACUACAACAGAGGAACAGACACGUCUCUUAAGCAAAGCUGCGGAUUCGAUCGAAAGCAUUAUCACUUAUGCCAAUGAGAGUCUCUCCUUCUUGAAUGACGAAGAGCUGGAAGCCUUUAUCCGGUUGACAUCAGAGUCAAUGGAAAAUAUGUGGCAGGGCAUCGGUAUAUGCGAGAGCGCCACAACAGAAGCUCGUGUAUCCCAGACGUUGAAGGUGCUGAAUGGUUUCCUCCUUCUAGGAUAUCAAACCAACCACUUUGCUACCGCGACAGGUUUGCCCGAGAGAAUUCGUGCCAAGAGCUUGAAGAUCUGGCAGAAUAUUGCCAGCCUUGCUUGGGAGCUUGCUUUCCGUAAACAAAACAUCGCUCAGCUCUUCGGGAGCACUGCUGCUCAGUUCGGAAGUGAUCCUGUAUCUGCUGAACAUCGACUCACUCCGACAACGGAAAUGGAGACAAUCUUCCUGAUACACCACGUUGGCCCUCAGCAAGAGUGGAGCGUCUACUUGGAAACAAUCUUCUCCAGCCAUGGCAAGCCAGCAAUGCUCCUAGAGUCCCAGGCUGAGUCACUCGCUUACACGGUCAUCGUACUUGGCUGUAUUCUUUCUGUCGCCGGACCGGAGGGGCUCGCGACACAUACCGACACUAACUGCGUCGGCUCUCUUGGGUCCUCUCUUCUCCGUCUUCUUCCAAUGCACGUGUCGGAAUUCCUCAAGUUCUUUGUCGAGAAGAAGGCCGCUUAUAGCUCGCGGCUUGGGGGCAAGACGCCACAGGUGAGGAAGCUGGAGCAGUUCGGCAUGGUCAUGUUUCAAUGGUGCUUUGUCCUCGCACGAAAUCUUCAAACUGACAUUGCCGACAAUCUGCUGAAACAAAUGUUCAAGUACUACUCGGACAAGACAAACAAUAUGCUCGAACUCUUCACGUCCAGAAAUACCGAGGAGACGCCAGCAUUCCUCGAACGCCUGGGGCGCGCGGAGCAGCUAAACCUCGAAGACAACGAUACCGACUUCGACAUUUUCCUGAAGCUCACGGCCAUAACAUUGGUCGCUCGACCUCCACCGGACUCCGAGAUUGAAGAACAUGAUCGGAAGUUGGCUCUUCGUAAGCGCUCGCUCCUGUUCAUCUUGUUACCAAACAAGGGCCGCGACUCUUCCAACGACAAUGAGAUGCUCGUCGAUGAGGACUACCCGCUUCCAGACGUUGAUCUGGUUGCAGUAUCAAACCGAUACACACUGUUUACGGCCUUGUAUCACUAUGCACCUGUCGGCUUCAAACCCGAGAUAUCGCAGAUUCGAGACUACAUCGAUUUUCCUACGGCGCAUGAUGCAGUGCGCCAGGUGAUUGUACGAUGUUGGGAGAACAUUGCCAAGUCAACCCUCUCUCAGUCAGCCGGUCGUGCGGAGCUGCUUGAACUUGGAAACUGGCUUCUGGCCAUGUUCUUUUCGAUGUGCAAUAAGCUUUCCCGGAUCCCACAGAUUGACAACAACAUGCACGAGCACGAGAAACGCGUACACCUGGCCAAUCGAAACACUACGGUCGACCGCGUCUUACACAUUGUAAAACGAUAUGCUACCGCAAUUGAUCUCUGCACCACUCGAGACCAGGUCUCGUGCCUCCUCACCCGUGAAGAGGUGGGCUCUCUGAUAUUCUCUUGUUACCAUGAUCAAGGCUACGGCGACCUUGUGGUCAGCGGGAUCUUCGACCUCUUCACAGCCUAUGUCAAGAAAAGCUUUGGUAAAGACAAAGACGAAAUCCUGGCCUUCCGGCGAGCCAUCCGGGGUGUUCUUGUGGACCAGCUCAACCGUACUGAUCCUAUUCAGGACACCUUGUUGAUGUCCUUGACCGACACUUGGUUUGUAAUCGGAAGGCUGAUGGUUGAAGGUGGCCAUUCCCGCUGGGACAGUUUCCUGAACGCCUGGUCUCCGGUAUCUUUCCCACAAAUUGCCGAUACCGAAAUCGGAAGGCAAUGUCAGGUGUUGUUGCUGAGCAAGAUCGCAACGGAUCGGUCUGUCGUCCUGGCUGAUCCCUAUCCCUUCAUUCAUACCUGGUUGUGGUCAAUCCUAAAGCCGCAGGCGUUGAUAAAGUUCGAACACUGUUUGACGAACCAGCUCAUGGAAAGUAUCCCCGGUGCCUUCGGCCUUGACGACCUGCGUCGAAACAUUUCCAACGGUGCCACCGGGUACUUCCUCGACCGGUCUGAUAUUAUCAAACAUCGCCUCUCAAUUGUCCACCACAUUAUUCGCUAUGCCUACAGCGUCCAAAAUGUUGAUGAUCCCUCUUCUAAUGGGAAGCUCACAAAAUAUCAAUGGGACCACUUGAUGACCAUGAUUUCAAGGACCAUGAAGCAAACAUGGGAGCAGCUGGACGGAGCAGCAAGACCAGAAUGGACCACAUUCAUGCAGAAAGUCAUAUUCCGUCUCGGCAUGUACAAAGGCCCCGGCUUCGAAAUCGACCCAUGGUUCGUUGAUCUGGAUCAGAAGGGAUUUGAGGACAAGGUCUUCCACCUGGAGCGCCUCUUCAUUCGCCUGCCCAGUGAAAACCGACCUGAUCGGUAUGACAGUGAGUACGUGACUAAGGCCUUCCGAACAGCUUGCGAAAUGGCCUGGACUGGCGACAAGCAAGAUCAACUUUUCCAACAUCUGGUCACGAUAUUCACUGCUUACGAUCCAAGCUACGUGGAGAACGAUGGCAGCUUUCUGCUCGACAUCAGGGGGCAACUAAACUUCUUGAAGGCAGUCUUCCCCGCGUAUAUCCAGCGCGCUCUCAACGAGAACCUGCCCACAACGCUUUUCGCGGUCCCCAUCCUGGAUGCAGCGACACAGAUCUUGGCGAGGCUGGAGAUGCGUGUUGACCUCGAGGAUCAGUCGCAUAUGGAAUCGUUCGCCGAGCUCAUCGUGGUCUGGAUGCGAGCAGCAGUUGCAGCCAUGCGAUAUAACGGCUGCGAGCCCCUGUACCAAUAUGGCUGGGAGAUCGAAAUAGUCUCGCGCCUCGGCCGUCUCUGCGCGCUCGGCUGUAGCCGCUGGGCUCACCUUCAUCAACUUUUUCCCUCCUCUGGCGCCAUCCUCGCCUUUCAGCCAUACGUGCAAACGUAUGCAUAUUUCGCUUACGAGUGGAUCUGCUCUGCCGCGGCGAUGGAAGACGACGCUCGGCCUUCGGACCCAGAACUGUGGGCGAAAUACCGCAAGAGCUCCGAUAGAGCGAGGUGGGACUUCGGCUUCGAGCUGCCCGCGCUGGCGCUCCCCGAGCAUAUCAAUGCUCUGGAGGACUUUGUCGGCGACGACCUCGAGUGGUCGGGCCGGUGUGACUGGCGUCUCCGCCAGUUUUCGACCUGGGGCCCCGUCUGGGUGUUUACACGCCCCGGAUCGGGUCCAGAGACGAAGGAACCGCGGGAGGCGGUCGGAGACGACUUCAUGGUGAAUGAAGUCGGUGCGGUGUUGGCGGAGCUGGAGCGGGCGUUGACCCUCUUGGGGGUCAUGGAAGAGGAGUUGUGA